AUGGAAGCUGAAGAAACAAUGGAAUGUAUCCAGGAGUUCCCAGAACAUUAUAAAGUUAUUUUGGAUAGACUGAAUGAACAGCGUGAGCAGGACCAGUUUACAGACAUCACUCUGAUUGUGGAUGGUCACCAUUUCAAAGCUCAUAAGGCAGUUCUUGCUGCCUGUAGCCAGUUCUUCUACAAAUUCUUUCAAGACUUCACUCAGGAGCCUUUGGUGGAGAUAGAAGGUGUAAGUAACAUGGCAUUUCGUCACCUAAUUGAGUUCACCUAUACAGCGAAACUAAUGGUCCAAGGUGAGGAAGAGGCAAAUGAUGUUUGGAAAGCAGCUGAGUAUCUACAGAUGUUAGAAGCAAUCAAAGCACUUGAAAUCAGGAACAAAGAAAAUUCAUCACCUCUAGAAUCAAAUCAAACACAAGGUAAAAAUAAACCAAAAAAGAGGAAGAUAGCUGAAACCUCUAAUGUUAUCACAGAAAUGUUGCCAUCUGCAGAAUCAGAGCCUGUUGAAAUUGAGGUUGAGAUUGUCCCUUCAGCAAUCGAAGUGGAAGAUGACAGCAUGGAAAUGCUUGAAGAAGUGGCUUCUGCAGAGCAAUCCAUAAAGUACAUCCAGACCACUGGUACGUCAGACGAAUCGGCGUUGGCUCUUUUAGCAGAUAUCACCAGCAAGUAUCGUCAGGGAGAGAGAAAAUGCCAGAUCCAAGAAGAAGGUGACAAUGCAACUGAUCCCUCGUGCAAACAGGAACACAUGAAAACACACUCUACUGAGAGUUACAAGUGUGACAUAUGCAAUAAAAGGUACCUACGAGAGAGUGCUUUGAAACAGCACCUCACCUGUUACCACCUUGAUGAAGGUGGCGCCAGCAAGAAGCAGAGACCUGGCAAAAAAAUACAUAUAUGCCAGUACUGUGAUAAACAGUUUGACCAUUUUGGACACUUUAAGGAGCACCUUCGGAAGCACACAGGACUCCUGGGUGUUGAUAUAUGGCACUGUAUCCUAUCCCAAAUGCCGCUUCAAAGUAGCUGCUUUAAAAAGGCUUUAAAAAUCCCCUACAGAGGAGGGAGUGUUUAUCUGUAUCAACCAAACCAAGUUAAGAACGGAGCUGGAGCUAAAAAGGGAAGAAAGAAGCUGUAUGAAUGUCAGGUAUGUAACAGCGUGUUUAACAGCUGGGAUCAAUUUAAAGACCACUUGGUAAUACACACAGGUGACAAACCCAACCACUGUACCUUAUGUGAUUUGUGGUUCAUGCAAGGCAGCGAGCUGAGAAGGCACCUCAAAGACAUACACAAUAUUUCAGAACAAAUAGUGGCAGAGGAAGUUCUCCCAGUGGAAGCUGAACCAGUAACAUCAAUGACUAUAAUAGAACAAGUGGAGCAAGUCCAUGUGCUGCCAGUAAUCCAGGUACAAGUGGAUCCUGCACAAGUAACUGUGGAGCAGAUGCGCCAGGGUCUCCUCCAGGACAAUCAAGUGAAAGGCAUGCAGAUAGAUGAACUGCAGGAGCAGGUACAAAUUAGUUACUUGGAGGUUGAACACAUUCAGACUGAACAAGGGGCUGAGGUUCAUGUGGAGCGAUUACAUGUUGAGCAUGUAAAUCAAAUACAAAUGGAAGAAGUACAGGCAGAACUUAUAGAUGGAACAGACCUUGAACAAGUAGAAUAUGAAAAUGUUGAUCAAGAGGAAGCAGAAGAGAAGGAGCCUAGUCCAGUAGAAGAUGCAGAAAAGGAAGAUCAUGAACAAGCUGAAGACUUAAAAACUCAACAACUAGUAGAAACACAGCAUGGAAAGGUGGAUGACUAGGACAAAUUACCACAUUGUGCAGGUUUAGGAAUGAAAUACCAAACUAUUUUUGUUAAUUUCUACACUGGUUUUUGCACCAUCAGUGAUCAGCUUUUCAAUAUGCUGUCCCUAGGAAGCUGGGCAAGUGGACCAAA
Molecule: messenger RNA, 1925 nt
Organism: Tinamus guttatus (white-throated tinamou)
Lineage: Eukaryota; Metazoa; Chordata; Aves; Tinamiformes; Tinamidae
Source: RefSeq, a predicted model, not a curated record